Molecule: messenger RNA, 1321 nt
Organism: Leucoraja erinaceus (little skate)
Lineage: Eukaryota; Metazoa; Chordata; Chondrichthyes; Rajiformes; Rajidae
Product: C-myc promoter-binding protein-like
Exons: 7
Biological process (GO): regulation of Rab protein signal transduction
Cellular component (GO): cytoplasmic vesicle
Molecular function (GO): protein binding
Source: RefSeq, a predicted model, not a curated record
AGCCGAUGAGCGCGGCAGCCGCCGAAGUUCCUACUCCCUGCUCGCCAAGACCAGCUCUUCCGCAGCCAGUUUGGUGGAGGAGUGUUCCUUCGUCAGUGAUCGCCACUCCAGCCUCGAGUUCUUCGAUUGCUGUGUCCAGAAGGUGGACGUUGACAGAACUGAUGCCGAGCUGCGCCUGGCACAGAAGGUGGCACAGAAAUACUCUGAGGUGGGCGACAUGUGGGCCAAGUGGCUGCUGGCCCAGUGCUACGCACUGUGGUUCAUCUACCUGCCCACCCUGGUCCGUGCCCGCGGCCACGCUCUGCGUGUCCCAGCCCUGCACGCCGCGUACCAGCUGCUCAACAAGAUGCAGGCCCGCAAGGUGCUGCUGCCCGACGAGGUGUGCCACCGGACGCUGAUGCAGCUGUGCGGUCAGUACGGUGAGCCGGUGUUGGCCGUCCGCGUGCUGCACGAGAUGAAGAAAGCCGGCAUCGUGCCCAACGCCGUCACCUACGGCUACUACAACAAGGCGGUGCUGGAGAGCAAGUGGCCGUCCCGCAGUCAGGGCGUGGGGCGUCUACGGUGGAGCAAACUGCGCAACGUCGUCAUGGCAACCGCGCAGUUCCGGCGGCCCCUCCGCCAACGGCAGGAGAGACUCCUUGGGCGAUCCCAUGAGGAGGGUGUGCGUGUGGGACCCCGGGGCCUCCUGCAGCGAAACACCACCUGGGCGGGCAGUGCCAGCAGCCUGGAGUCCUGGCGCACGUCCACGCCAUCCCUGGUGAAGAGCCGCAGUGCCAGCUGUACCCGUGAGCUGCCCCCCCUCUCGCCACGCGACGGCCUCGCCAACGGCCCCGCCAACUCCCCGCCGCUCGCCAAGCCGGUGAACGGCAGCCUGGUGCCGGUGCCGGGGGCCGCAGGGGCCGGAGGGGGCAAGGCGGGCACAGAGGUGACCCCCGGCCGGACCAGGCCUCGCAGCCGCGGGCUGUCGGGGAAGAUCCACAACUUACUGACCGCAUCGGCCAACCGGAGACCCCCCCGCGGCAGCAGCAGCAGCACCGGGCGCUUGGAGCCCGACGUGACCGCACCCUCACCCUCACCCUCACCCGCACCUGCUGUACCAACCGCACCAACGCGCUCGCCGGGCAACGAGAGUCAGGUGCUGCUGUCGAGCUGCUCCCCCUGCACGGGCUGCGGGGUGCUGGUCUACGACGAGGAGAUCAUGGCGGGCUGGGCAGCCGACGACUCCCAACCUCAACUCCUCCUGCCCCUCCUGCAGGCCGCCCCCUUCCUGCCCCUCCUCAACGUGGACGUACAACCCUCACACACACCCUCACACAGGUAG